AUGAAAAUGGCAGGGAGAGAAUCCGGUAGGAUUAAGGAUGCGUAUCAAAAGCGAAUGCUGGAUGAAGCUGCUCGUAAAAGAAGACAAAGAAAAGCUUUAGAAGCUUUGGAGCAGGACAAUUUUCAUGAUGAUCCUCAUGCAGAUCUUGUUAUGAGUAAAAAAGCUCCCAAGUUUCAAGAAUCUCUAGAAGGUCGUGGAAGUUCGAGAAAAAAAAAAACUCGGUCUGCGGAGUAUUACAAGCAGCGUUAUCGUAAGACUUUUUCUCAGUUAGUUGAAGAAGAUGCAAACAAUAAUCCAAAUCCACCGAAUUAUUCUUCAGCACAAGCACCGCCUUCGAAAUUUCCGGAGAGACAUUUCUGUGCCGUCUGUGGCUUUCCUAGUAAUUAUACUUGUAUCCCAUGCGGAGCUAGAUAUUGUUCUGUUAAAUGUUUAGGUACUCAUUUAGACACGCGUUGUCUCAAAUGGACAGCAUGAAAUAUUUUUAUCUUCAUUCGAAAUAAACGUUUUUUUAUUUUUACUUAUUCAAUAAAAUAUUAUAAAUUUAAAUUUAUAA
Molecule: messenger RNA, 553 nt
Organism: Microplitis mediator
Lineage: Eukaryota; Metazoa; Arthropoda; Insecta; Hymenoptera; Braconidae
Product: zinc finger HIT domain-containing protein 1
Exons: 2
Coding region: 1-474 (157 amino acids)
Biological process (GO): chromatin remodeling
Cellular component (GO): Swr1 complex
Molecular function (GO): nucleosome binding
Source: RefSeq, a predicted model, not a curated record